Molecule: messenger RNA, 360 nt
Organism: Marasmius oreades (fairy-ring Marasmius)
Lineage: Eukaryota; Fungi; Basidiomycota; Agaricomycetes; Agaricales; Marasmiaceae
Exons: 3
Coding region: 1-360 (119 amino acids)
Cellular component (GO): fungal-type cell wall
Molecular function (GO): structural constituent of cell wall
Source: RefSeq, a predicted model, not a curated record
AUGCUCUUCAGUAAAUUCUUCGUCGCCUCCGCAGUCGCUUCUUUUGCUGCUGCCACGGCUCUUGAAAAACGCGGUGGCGAUGAGCACUGUAUUGAACAAUGCCCAGGCCUCCAAUGCUGCCAACAGACGGGGCUAGCGUCCUCCAGCUCCAUUAUCAGCGCAGUUACACUUCUUGAUCCCAUCACGCUCCUCGGCAUAUUGUUGGCCUUGCCUGCCACCGUCCUCGUUGGGGUUAACUGCAGUCCCAUCACCGUUAUUGGCGGUAGCAAUGGUCCAUGCGAUGGUGGCACCACGGUUAUUUGCAAUGACAACAGCCACGGUGGACUCCUCAACAUCGGAUGUGUUCCUGUUACUAUCUAA